AUAGAAAGAAGAAGAAGAAGGAGGAGGAAAAAGGGAAAACAACCGCCCGCCAAAUUUAAAGGAUGUAAACAAUGUUAGCAAAACCCUUUUAAUAGCGCUGUUCAUGAUAUUUGAAAGUUAAAGCUAUUUUUUUAAUUGUGUGGGUUUCUUAACGUUUUGCUACCAUGAGCUCCAGUGGAAAAGGACCUGGAGAUGUAACUCUUCUUGCUGCUAGCGGAGACAGCGAUUCUAUUAAAGUCUUUGUACGAGUGCGACCUCUGACCCAGGGAACCGGGCUAACAACUGAUGGAGACCAGAGUCUGUGUCUGAAUGUCAGCUCACCCAACACCAUCCGUCUGCUCUCUAAACCAGAACCACGGACCUUCACCUAUGACCAUGUCGCAGAUAUGGACACGUCUCAGGAUGCUGUUUUUAACAGUGUGGCCAAAAAUAUUGUUGAGUCUUGCAUGAAUGGAUAUAAUGGUACUAUAUUUGCCUAUGGACAAACGGGCUCAGGGAAAACAUUCACCAUGCUUGGUCCGUCUGAGCUGGACAACUUCACAGACGAGCUGAGGGGGGUCAUCCCUCGAAGUUUUGAGUACCUGUUUUUCCUCAUCGGCAGGGAAGUGGAAAAGUCUGGACAGUCCAAGAGUUUCCUCUGCAAAUGUUCCUUUAUUGAGAUCUACAACGAGCAGAUUUAUGACCUGCUGGAUUCAGCCUCUGCCAGUCUUUUCCUCCGGGAGAACAUUAAGAAAGGAGUGUUUGUUGAAGGAGCUGUUGAGAAGUUUGUGAACUCAGCAGCUGAAGCCUAUCAGGUGCUCUCUACUGGCUGGCGCAAUCGGCGUGUGGCCUCCACCUCCAUGAACCGCGAGUCUUCCAGAUCUCAUGCGGUGUUCACCAUGAUCGUUGAGUCCAAGGAGUCCCGCAACGACGUGGUGAACAUCAGAAGGUCCCAACUGAACCUGGUGGAUCUGGCUGGAUCUGAGAGACAGAAGGACACUCACACAGAGGGGUCCAGACUCAAGGAGGCCAGCAGCAUCAAUCGCUCCCUCAUGUGUCUGGGUCAGGUCAUCAUGGCCCUGGUGGAUGUGUCCAACGGAAAGAGCCGACACAUCUGCUACAGGGAAUCUAAACUCACCUUCUUGCUCAAGGAUUCUCUUGGGGGAAAUGCAAAGACCUACAUCAUAGCUAAUGUGCAUCCAGGCUCCAAGUGUUUUGGAGAAACGUUGUCCACGUUGCAGUUUGCUCAGAGAGCAAAGCUGAUCAAGAACAAGGCUGUCAUCAAUGAGGACACGCAGGGCAACGUGAAGCAGCUGCAGGCAGAAGUGAAGAAGCUGAAGGAGCAGCUAGCUCAGGCUCUGACCUCUUCAGGAGGAGACUCUGCACCAGGAGGACCUCAGCCUCUCAUGGGUCUGCCUGGGGAAAACCAACAGGAUAGUUUUUAUAAGGGGAAGUAUAUGGCUGCGUUGCGUCUGUGGAAAAAACAAAACGAGGAGAAGAAGAUCCUGCUCAAGAAGGUGGCUCAUCUUGAGGAGGCCUGGACCCAAAAAGACAAGUUCAUCCACUCUAACAGAAUGAUCAUCAGGUUUAGAGAAGAUCACAUCGCCCGUCUGGAGAAGAAGCUGAAGGCAGGACAAAGCUCGCUGUCUGACGCCGAGUCCCAGACUUUGAUUGACCAGCUGAAAAAAGAGAUCAAGCUCUUAGGUGAUCAGGUGGAACAUCAUCCAAAGAUGACUCGUUACGCAGCAGAAAAUUACAACCUCAGAGAGGAGAACAGGCUGCUGCGUUCUCUGGAAUCCGUGAUUAAAGUUGAAGAAAUGUCCACCCAAGUUGCAGCAGAGUUGGAGGAGGCCUUCCAGAAGGUGCUGGAAUCUGAAACACUCACAGAAGGUUCCAUGCCCUCCUCAGCUUCCACUGCCACAGAUUCUGCAGCCACAAUUGAAAAGCUGAAUGCAAAACUGCUGCAGAAACAGUCAGACCUCACAGCCGCCCUGCAGGCUUUUGAGGAGUAUAAAGACAUCACAAAGAGACAGCUUUCUCAGCUGGAGUCUGACAAAAGGUACCUGGAGAAAUCCAACAAGCACCUGGAAAACAUUUUGGAAGCCACUCAUGCAUACAAGAAACAGGAAGUCUCUGAGCUGAACAGAAUUCAUGUUGAAACUAUAAAGAUUCUCACCACACCCACUAAAGGAUAUAACCUGCGGUCCCGGCUCACGGCGUUCUCCAGUCCAGAACAUCUGAACGGAAUUGACAACGAUGGAGACAUCUCGUCUGAGCAGCCUCCAUCAGACAUGAGGGAGAUGGCUCUGACAGAAGAGCUGCGUCAAGUGCAGGAUCAAGUGAGUCGCGUUCAAACACAGCUUAAUGAAGAGGAGAGGAAUAACAGCAAGUUGUUGCAGCAAAUUGCAAAGCUAGAGGAGCAGAUUGCUGUGAUUUCCCAGGAGUCCGACCAAAAGGAGGCGCAACUUAUUGCAGAAAGAACCAAUAGGAACAAAGAUCAGCUCAUCUUUCAGGAAACUGUCAGCAGCCUGCAGCAGAGCCUUCAGACUGAACAACAGGCUGCAGAAGUUCUGAGGAGUGAGAUCCAAGAUCUACGGUUGGUCCUGCACUCUUCAGACAAGGAGCUGGCCUUGGUGAAGAACAAGCUCAGAGACACUCAGCAUGAGCAUCAGGAGGAGAUGAGUCGGAUCUCCAGCAACCUGAUCAGCACACAGCUCCAACUUGACAAAGUCCAGCUGGAGUGGGAGCAGCUUUUGGAGCAGAACAGAAAUCUGCAGGACUCCUUCGACCAGCUGCAAGCUGAGGCCAAGUUUGAGGCUGAUCAGGCACGACAGGAACUGGUGGACAGGCAGAGGGAGGUCGACCAGCUGAAAGCGGAGGUCUUGGGUUUAAACAAUUUGUUGCAAGCUGAGCAGGAGCGCAUAAACAGUCUAAUGACACAGCUGAGAGAAAACAAAGAGAGCACGUCAAAGGAGCUUGUUGAAACCAUGGAGCAGAACUCACAGCUCCGAAAACAAGGCUCAGAUUUAACUCUACAAAAUCAACAACUGUCAUCCAAGCUUGCUGAAAUGGAGCAGAAUCUGACUUCUGCCAACGUAAAGAUUGCCAGCUUGGAGCAGAAGAUUAAACAUGACAAAGAAGUUCUGUUAGAUCUCAUGAACCAAACCAGAGAUCUUCGUGCUGAGCUGAGCCACAAGGAGGAGAAAAUCAUCCAUCUGUCUGGAGACAUUAAAGACAUCACCGCCAAGUAUAAUGCUGCCUGUACGGACAGAGACAACAUAAGAGGGCAAAACCAGAAGCUGGACGCUGAAAUCGCUGACUUAAAAGAAACUAUGCAGCGAAAGAUGUUGUCUAACAAAAUAGAGGUUGAGGUGUUGCAGGAGGAGAUGACUUAUGCGACCGAGGAGGUUGAGCGACUCAUGAAGGUCUGUGAUGAGCAGCAAAGCCUCCUCCAAGCAACACAAGAGCAGGCAGCACAAAAGGAUCUCAUCAUAAAAAAUCUAGAGCUGAAGGUGCAACAACAACAGGAGGCUGCCCAGAAAACUGUCAGAAAUGGAGAAUAUAGACCCACUGAGCCGACUGUCACACCGAAAUCAGUAAAUCGGACUCCUUGUGGUUUCGGCAGCUUUAACAGAGAUCUAAACGAGGUGUUGGAGAGCCAAGAGCGAGAGCUGGAGAACAGACGUUCCUCCAUGAUGACCAUGGAGGUUCUUCUAGCCGAGCUGAACUCUGAGAGGAGCGCCAAAAACGAGGAGAUUCGCAGGCUCAAGGAGGAGCUUAGAGAUAAAGAAAUCGUUUUAAAGGAGAUCCAGAGUUUGCUGGAGUUUUACACCAAGGACAACCAGCUCUCUGAGACUGGAGACAAUAAUAGUAAGGAGUUAGGCGAAGCUCUUAGGCAGACUGUGCUGAAAGAGCUGCAGGAGGAGAGAGCAGAAAAGAACCAAAUACUGCAGAUGCUGUCUGCUGCUCAAAGAAAACUGCAGGAGCAGGAAACCUCCUUUGCUCAGUCACAGACCUGUAUUCAGGAAUUAACCACUGAGUUGAGAAACCGCUGUUUGGAGCUGAGAGAAGUAAACCAGAGGGUGCAUGAUGAGGAGAAGCUAUUACAGGAGAAUGAGCUGCUGCGUAAGCAAAACGAAAAACUCUCUGAGGAGAACGGAAAACUUGUCGGACACAAGAACCACAAACAGAGGAUCGAAUAUCUAGUCAAACUGAAAAAAGACAAUACUAGACUGCAGGAGGAAAAUCAAAAACUCAGAACUGAGAUCAACCUAAUGCGGGAUGGCAAUGGGAUCCCAAUGCUCGACAUUGAAUGACAUCUUAUCUGUGGCGAAAAUUAUCAACAAAUUUUACUUGUAAAUUUUUGUUUACUAUUUUGAUAUCAGUUGCUCUCCUAUUCCAUUAUUUUUAGAUAUAAAGCCAGUACAUUUGAAAACAGUGAAAUUGUGUUUUUGUUUUUUGGUACUGAAUAAAUUUAUUUUACUGCC
This is a messenger RNA of Cyprinodon variegatus (sheepshead minnow), 4466 nucleotides long. It is a transcript of the gene kif15, whose product is annotated as kinesin family member 15. Lineage: Eukaryota; Metazoa; Chordata; Actinopteri; Cyprinodontiformes; Cyprinodontidae. Gene Ontology annotation, biological process: microtubule-based movement. The transcript is spliced from 35 exons. The coding region runs from base 165 to 4295 and encodes 1376 amino acids. Gene Ontology annotation, molecular function: microtubule motor activity; ATP binding; microtubule binding. The record is from RefSeq and is a predicted model, not a curated record.